Molecule: messenger RNA, 4917 nt
Organism: Morone saxatilis (striped sea-bass)
Lineage: Eukaryota; Metazoa; Chordata; Actinopteri; Moronidae
Gene: klhl3
Product: kelch-like family member 3
Exons: 15
Coding region: 61-1845 (594 amino acids)
Molecular function (GO): protein binding
Source: RefSeq, a predicted model, not a curated record
CGGUGGUCCCUCCCGCUCAGAGACGAUCUGUGCUCGGCGGUGCUGUCUGACUCCGGGAGGAUGGACGGUGUGUCGCUGGGUCUGGUGGCCACACCGGCCUCACCACGUCCAAACUGUGCCACGGAUUCAGAGGAGGACACGGUGAAUGGAGGGAUGCACACCUUCAACCAGACGCACAUGAGGAAGGCUUUCCAGCUGAUGAACGAGCUGAGGAGUAAAAAGAUGCUGUGUGACGUCCAGCUGGUGGCGGGCAGCGUCGAAGUGCCAGCUCACAGGGUGGUCCUGGCGUCUUGCAGCCCCUACUUCUGUGCCAUGUUCACAGGGGAUAUGAGCGAGAGCAAGGCCCAUCAGGUGGAGAUCAGAGAGGUGGACGGACAGACGCUGAGAAAACUGGUCGACUACAUCUACACGGCAGAGAUAGAGGUCACAGAGGACAACGUCCAGGUUCUGCUGCCAGCAGCCAGUCUCCUCCAGCUGAUGGAUGUUCGUCAGGUUUGUUGUGAGUUCCUGCAGUCUCAGCUUCAUCCCACCAACUGUCUGGGCAUCAGAGCCUUCGCUGACCUGCACACAUGCACACAGCUUCUCAACCAAGCCCACGCAUACGCCGAGCAGCACUUCACUGAGGUGGUGCAGGGAGAAGAGUUCCUGGGCCUUUCUCUGCAGCAGGUGUGCAGCCUCAUCUCCAGUGACAAGCUCACUGUUACCACGGAGGAAAAGGUGUUUGAGGCUAUGAUAGCUUGGAUCAAGCACGAUAAGCCAGCACGUCUAGAGUACAUGCCCAAACUGAUGGAGCACGUCAGACUUCCACUACUCUCCAGGGAUUACCUGGUACAGAUUGUCGAGGAAGAGGCUUUGAUAAAGAACAACAACACCUGUAAAGAUUUUCUAAUAGAAGCAAUGAAGUAUCACCUGCUGCCAGCCGACCAGCGGCACCUCAUUAAGACGGACAGGACCCGACCACGAACUCCUAUCAGCAUCCCCAAAGUGAUGAUUGUGGUGGGCGGUCAGGCUCCCAAGGCGAUCCGCAGUGUGGAGUGUUAUGACUUCCAGGAAGAUCGAUGGUACCAGGUAGCCGACCUGCCUUCAAGACGAUGCCGGGCAGGUGUGGUGUCCAUGGCAGGUCGUGUGUAUGCAGUCGGCGGGUUCAACAGUUCGCUGCGGGAGCGAACAGUGGACGUGUACGAUGGAGUGAGAGACCAGUGGAGUGCGGUGGCGAGCAUGCAGGAGAGACGCAGUACGCUGGGAGCUGCUGUGUUGGGCGAUUUAUUGUACGCUGUGGGGGGCUUUAACGGAAGUAUAGGUUUGUCGACAGUAGAGUCCUACAAUUAUAAAACUAACGAGUGGAUGUAUGUAGCCUCCAUGAACACACGACGAAGCAGCGUGGGUGUCGGGGUGGUCGAUGGUAAGUUGUAUGCAGUAGGAGGCUAUGAUGGAGCAUCCCGUCAGUGCCUCAGUACAGUGGAAGAAUACGACCCUGUCACUGAUCAGUGGUGCUAUGUAGCUGACAUGAGCACACGGCGCAGUGGAGCAGGGGUGGGUGUGCUGGGCGGUCAACUGUAUGCAGCAGGAGGACAUGACGGUCCACUGGUGAGGAAGAGCGUCGAGGUGUACGACCCACAGACCAACACCUGGAGGCUGGUCUGUGACAUGAACAUGUGCCGACGAAACGCAGGUGUCUGUGCCAUUAACGGGCUGCUGUAUGUCAUUGGAGGAGACGACGGCUCCUGUAACCUCUCCUCAGUAGAGUUUUACAACCCGGCCACAGACAAGUGGAGCCUCAUUCCCACAAACAUGAGCAACGGACGCAGCUACGCUGGAGUCGCAGUGAUUGACAAGCCAUUAUGACGAGGGCCCUCGCACUGCGGAAGCUGCUCGCACAGAGACUCGCACUGACGUCUGAAGCUCACCAUGCAAACGGAGAAGAGACGCCUAAAACGCAGUCCAAAUGGACGGGACGCCCUCAGUCCACAGCUGACUUAAUAACCAAGGAUGCGUUUUUUAAAGAGUUUUUUGGCGCUAAACCGCGGCCAGACUUUUUUUGUUGCUUCAAGCCAGUUUCCAUUAGUGAGAUCCUGACUUUGAAGGACGUUGUUGCACUGGAUAAGAAACAGUAGCCACAGGAUGGUGGGCUUAUAAGAACUUUGUCUUGGUGAGUUUUCAAAUGCCAAGCACAUAACAAGUGGCUGUAUCAGCUGACAGAAGACUAACUCAGACGCUGGACUUUAGUGCUUUAGAUGCUCUGUGGCGUUCAUGUGAUGGACCGUAUCAAACCUGGGAACCUGAAUACUGAUGAGGUUUUACCUGGGCACGCCAUUGGAGCCUUUCUUUUUUUUUUAAUUAUGAGAUUUUCCGCAGUUUCCUAAAACAUAAAUCAGCUCAUGGCAACUGUUUGCUCGGCUUGAUUUUAAAGAAAUGAACCCAGUUUGAUUCCCGUGCCGAGCGUCAGCAGGUCCAACUGUUGAACUACAUGGAAGAUAAUAUAAAGAAUGUAGAAAAACAUCUUAUAUGCAAAUCAGCCGUCAUAUUUAAUAUUUUUGAGAUUGUUUUUAAAGAGCUAGAGAACCACUGCUGUGGCUUUAGACCCAGGCUGGUUGAUCCCAUUCGACGCAGUAGGACUUGAUUCUGUUGUCGACACACUACUGAUGCACUGAUCACUUGCACUGACUGAUACAGACCGGCAGGCUGGCUGUUUGACUCACUGAUUGGCUGGCCCAGACGUCGGCCCGUCUCACUGACCUGCUGUCAGACAGACGGCUGCUCAGCUGUCUGUCUCCGUUACUGACCGUACUCAUUGGAGCAUUUAAACGCACCACUCAAAGGCCAAUAAUUUCAUCCGAAAUUGUAAGAAAAGAGAGAAAAAAGUGCCAGUUAGGACAAACAGAUUCACGUGGUGUUUUUUUUUUUAAUCUCUGAAAUGAUGAAUUGUUUGUGUUCAUUGUCUAAGGGAGUGUGUCAAAAUGCACUGUAGACAUUCAGCUGCACAGUUCUAAUGUAAAAGAUGCAAGUUUAAGAUUUUCUAUUUAUUGUUUUGGGACAAUUGAUCCCACAGCAUUUAUUCAUAACAAAGUGAGGUUCUCAUUUCAUUUUCUCAGCCUCGUGUUACACUUGUGCUCUACGCAUAUUCAUCCAGAUGAUAGUGGGUAUAUUUUAGGUGUAGUUAUUUAGUGGACUGACUGGUGCCAUAGCUUUGAAGAAAAAGAGAUUAAUAGAAGCUGUUUUUAUGAAAGGUGUCCUCAGCCAGCCUUUCACUGCUGCCUGCACUCUUCCAAAAAUCCUGGAGUUAACUGGACGCGUUCGGCUGUGAUGACAAAUAAGUAUAUAAAACGCCUAAAAAAAAAAAAAACCAUACUGUUGUUUUUGUAUGUUCAGUCAAUUUACAAGUCAUGUGUUCUACAUUAGUCCCAACCGUGUUAAUACAAACCUUAUUAAUACAAACCAUUCAGUUAGAUUGAUUAGUGUCUUCCAGGAAGUUCACUUCAGAUUACUGUAUGAAACUCACUCGAGAUGCUGUAAGUGAUCACUGUGAAUAGUCCAGUUCUUUAAGGGACUCUCCAGGGUUGGACUCAUGUUGCUGCCACAGACAGGACUGUUGGGGGCGGCAGUGCUGAGGUCUGGAGCACACAGUUACAUGCAAUGUAAUGCAACAUCAGCGUGUGCACCACUCCAGAUCCUAGUUUACAUUAGUUUACAUUGUUUGCUAGUUAUCUUGGCGCAGUGAUGCAGGUAAAUGGUGUGGAUUGUACGGUGUGUUCAUGUGUCUGGGGGCAGGAAGUGCAUUAUAGGCACAUUUAGAGGUCCACUGCAGCACACUGUUGCAGCAUGCACCAGUUAUGUCAAUCAAGAGGUAAACAGUCAUAUUAGCAGUUUCUUCUUCUCUGCAUUAAUUCAUUCUCUAUUUCCUACAUUAUAGACACUCAGUAGUUCGUACACUAUAAGAUUAUUCUAUGUUAUCACUGAUGAAGAUGAUGUCGUGUCAAAGGAGAAAUAUGGGAUUUUUAAUUACGGUUUACACCAUGAACACUACUUUUUUGUUCUGUUUUCCUUCCAUUGUGGGGAUGUUUUAGGGAGUGUGUGUGGAGCAUAAAUUGCACUUGAACAACUGGAAGUUAUGUAAAUACACUUGGCAGCAGAUAGGGGGUGAUUGGAAGCACAGCUUUGGGUGUUAGAGCCUCCCAUCAGCAUCUGAACGUACCAGAGGGAACAAUCUAUACUUUCUUCACUGCAUUACUGCUAUAAAUUACAACUGCUCUGUUCACUGGCAUGAGUCAUCUGAAGCAAAUCAAGUUUCUGUUAGUUUAACUUAAUAUAGUUUCUUAAUAAAAUGGAAACCAGUGGCCGCCUGGAAUGUAGGGAAAAUGUGUUAAUCAAUAACAGUAAGUUAUAACUGUAUGCAAUUCAAUGUAGAUCGGCUAAAACAUAAAAAAACACCAGUAUGGUUGAAGUUCAGUUCAUGUGUGACCUUGUAGAAAAACAGAAUUUCACCACAAGGUCCAUUUAGUAGCUGUUCUGGAGCUUUUGACCGUGUCACAUGGCCUUCAUUAGCAGACUGAGUUUGCUGAAUUAUCGUGGAGUCGUUGAUGUUCAGCAUCCGCUAUCCUGAGCACCUUCGGGACUUCUCCACCGCAUUAAAAGUAAACUCAACCUAAACCUCAGCUGGUGAGCCCCAGAAGAGCUGCUAAAUGCACCUCGAAGUGAGUUGUUGAGGAGGUGUGCUCCUCGCAGUUUUCAGACGAGUAAAGUUCUUACUAAGCGCAGAUGUUAUAUUUUUAAUAUCAUAAACUGUGGGUGUCGUAAACUAAACGGUUGAUAUUGUGAGUUCAUUGACUGACGUGUGUUCGGGGGAUCUGUGAAGGUUGAAGUUUGUGCACUGUACUUACAGAUGAUUUGUAAACCUUCAUACUUGAAAUAAUGAACAAA